AUGUCCGAAUCUGGUCUUCUCACAUCUUCGAUUCAAUAUGGAGUAGUGGCUCGCUCACUUCCGCUCAGCGGAAAAGUUCUCAAGGGGUAUCUCGAUGCUGCCGGAACAGGGUUGGGUAUAGGAAAUCCCAACGUUGAAUUCACACCGAACGUCUCUGCCUGCAGUCUCACUUCUGAUGGUGGCACUGCUAGGGCUUUCUGGGGGAAGCGCAAUGGGGAGGUGGCGGUAACUACCGCUGCUCGAGUCAUGGAUCCCGGGCGUGCCUCUUCAAAACUGGUUAGAUGCAAAGUCGAAGAUCAUCACGAUGGUAUCGUGAAUGAGAUCACUUUGGAUCCAGUUGUUGUUAGCCGAUUUGUAUCCGGAGGUGCCGACGGGCAGGUCAAGUUGUGGGAUACCAAGACGCUUGUGUGCUUGUGGUCUAGCAACAAGCAGCUCCUAUCGCUUGUAGUGGAUCCAUUCCUUAAGGUGUCUUCUGCUCUUGCGGAUGGCAUCAUCGUUGGUGUUUUGAAUAGCGGAGACAUUCUCCUGUGGACAUCAUCCCAACUGUCAGACGACUUCUCCAGUCCGACAUCAUUUGCACAACAUCGCAUUAUGCUCCCUAUUUCCAAGGAGCACCCGUCUCCCCAGGAUGCAAUCAUUCCCACACCAAAGCCAACGACGCUGCGUGUCCGUCGUCACUCACAGACAACGGCAGCACUGCUCAUCGGGUACUCCGAUCACCCAUUCUUCUAUCGUCUCGUAGUUGACCUUACAUCCGGCAAAUACGAAACUACCGCAUUUGGUGAUCCCUCAUUUGGAUACAACUCCAUCGUCGAACCUGCCUUUGCAGCUCAGCUAGAUGAUUGCAGUUUCAUCCUCACUGGUGAUCAGCUGGGUUACGUUGGCAUUUACGAUUGGGAUAUCCCUCAAACAUCUUCUGUUGUUGCACCUGCUCGCAGAUUUGAGGCCCAGGAAGAUGGCGCCGUGACUGCGCUUGCUUGGAGCUCGCUUGUUCUUGCCACAGGCUCUGCACGCGGAACGACGACGGUAUGGGACGCGCUCACCCUGGAGCCUCUUAGGCUCUUUUCGUCCCCUGUCCCCCGUGCUGCACCAGGUCGUGAAGUUGGAGGCGUCAGCAAGAUUCUGGUUGAAAAGGAGUUUUUGAUCAUCAUUGUUGGCAACAGGGUGAUGUCGUGGAAGGUGGGACAAGUACACGGUCGCGACGCUCCGCACAAGAGCAAACAUUCUCGCGCGAAGAAGAACCCAAUUUCCAAAGGACAACAGCGAUACGAUCUGAACAAAGACAUAAACGAAUCCAGACGUGAACUGGAACACGAGAAAGCUUAUACGCGGCACACCAUGGGGCGAGAGCGCGAGCAACGUUCCACUCUAAAUAUGCUUGGACUUUCGGAGUCAGAGGCAGUAGAAUAUGUGUUGAUGCUCUCCCGCGAGGAAGAGGAGCGCCGCCGACUUUCUCACACCAUCGAUGAAGGUGUCUUUGAGGGGGACUUUGAAGAUGAAACGUUCUUGCCAGUUACCUCAAGUUCUUCAACCACGCAUGGUCCCCUAUCACCUGGAUCGAACCAGUCUUCCUCCAGCUCUCUUUACAGUCAUCGUUCCCGCGCCUAUCCACGCGCCGCCCGUCCCGUAACGAAUGAGAAAGUACAGGUGUCUCCUCCCUUCGUUCCAGAACCUAUGGAAGCCGGGGUUACCAUCAGCCCGCUCAGGAUACCUACAUCGCUACCAGGUUCUUCGACAGCUACGAGAUCUUUACCCGACGUGGUUCGCAGCACGUCGUCAUCUUACGAGCACUUUCCCUCGAUCAGCUCCAGCAUUUCCUCAUCGACCAGCAGCCUAGAACACGUUCGACCUGCGUGGAGCACGCCCUCACGAUCGGCGCCUUCUUCCAAUGGAUCUUCAUCCCCACAUAUCGACACACCUAUCUUGCGCUCACUUUCUUCUGCGAGCGUGGAUAUUCACGAUAGGCGGUUUGAAGAAGAGCUCCAGAUGCCCCUGGAUUUAGAUGAAGUAGAUGAUGAUUUGAAGUUUGCGAUGGAGUUGAGCCUUGCGGAAGCGCGUAGUCGAGGCGAGGUUUGA
This is a messenger RNA of Suillus paluster, 2076 nucleotides long. RefSeq lists its product as uncharacterized. Gene Ontology annotation, molecular function: protein binding. Bases 1 to 2076 code for a protein of 691 amino acids. Lineage: Eukaryota; Fungi; Basidiomycota; Agaricomycetes; Boletales; Suillaceae. The transcript has 2 exons. The record is from RefSeq and is a predicted model, not a curated record.